AUGCUGCCUGUCCUCGUGCAACAUGCGGGGCAUCACCUGACCCGCAUCACCUUCCAUCGGCUUCGUCACUUCACGUUGGUUGGACCUCCUCCAUCUUGCAUAUUUUACAGCCACUCACACUUCUUCAUCACCCCCGCCAUCAUUGCCUUCACCGCUCGCCACCACCUUCUCAUCAUCCUCGUCGCCGUCAUCGUGGCGCCGUUCCUCCGUCUCCCCACCCGCCUCUCAUCAGUGCUGGGCCACCUUCGAAUAAACAACUAUAGCUAUCCCCGAUACCUGACCACCUCCACCAUGGCCCCUGCUCACCUUCGGCGUCCGCCGCAGGCCCCGCCCACCUUCACAGCUACCCCUCAAUCAGUCGUCGCCGACGCAGAGCGCAUCAUCAAGACCUCUCGCGGUGUUCAGGACCAAGUCGUCGGCUCCGUCCAAGCUAGCAAUGCCACCUUCGCCAGUGUCCUUGGUCCCCUGUCUCAAGAUGAGAACGUCAUGGCACUGGAAGCGCACAUCCUAGGUUUCUACCAAGCCGUAUCAGUGGACCAGAAGCUGCGGGAUGCCUCUUCCAAGGCCGAAGAGCUAAUGGAUGAGUUCUUCAUCGAAUCCGCGAUGCGCGAGGACAUCUUCAAGCUCGUUGCCGAAACUCUGAACAAGAACGAGCCCCUGGAGCCUGAGUCCCGCCGUUUGCUCGAGAAAGAACACAAGGACUUCAUUCGCAACGGUCUGGGUCUUCCCGACGGCCCUGAGCGUGCCCGUUUCAAGGAGAUCAAGAAACGCCUCAGUCAAUUGAGCAUCGAGUUCCAGAAAAACCUGAAUGAGGAGAAUGGCGGUAUCUGGUUCACACUCGAGCAAUUGGAUGGUGUCCCCGAGGACGUUCUCUCCGGUCUUAAGAAGGGCGAAGGCGAGAACGACGGCAAGGUCUGGCUCACCUUCAAAUACCCCGAUCUCUUCCCUACCAUGAAGUACGCCAAGAACUCCGAGAUCCGUAAGCAGGUCAUGAUUGCAAACGAGAACAAGUGUAAUCAGAAUGUGCCUCUGUUCCGCGAAGCUAUCGUCCUCCGUGAUGAGGCUGCCCGUCUGCUCGGCUACCCCAGCCAUGCUGCCUUCCGCAUUGAAGACAAGAUGGCCAAGACACCUGAGACUGUCAACAAGUUCCUUGGUGAUCUGCGAUCCCGCCUGACAGCCGGCGGAAAGUCCGAGAUAAACACACUUAUGGAGCUGAAGAAGAGUCUGGACCCCAACUCUGAUGGCCAAUAUUACCUCUGGGACCACCGCUUCUACGACCGUUUGAUGCUGGAGCGAGACUUCUCGUUGGACCAGCAGCUGAUUGCCGAGUACUUCCCUCUACAGACUACCAUCCAGGGUAUGCUGAAGAUCUUCGAGGAGCUGUUCGGACUUGAGUUCGUUGAGAUUGUCGGCGAGGACCGCGCAGCUCUCGCACCCACCGGUAAGGGUGACGACAUCGUCUGGCACGAGGAUGUGCAAGUCUUCAGCGUUUGGAACGACGAAGGCGAAGGCAGCGGAUUCGUCGGAUACCUCUACCUGGAUCUCUUCCCCGCGAGGCCCGGCUUCAUCGACGCCACCGGUAACCGCCGCUUCCCCGCCACAGCCCUAGUCUGCAACUUUACCAAGCCGACACCCAAGAAACCCUCUCUCCUAAAACACGACGAAGUCGUCACCCUCUUCCACGAACUGGGCCACGGCAUCCACGACCUUGUCUCAAAGACAAUCUACUCCCGCUUCCACGGCACAAACACAGUCCGCGAUUUCGUCGAAGCCCCCUCACAGAUGCUGGAAAACUGGUGCUGGACACCGUCCCAGCUGCGCGCCCUGAGCACCCACUACGCAACCCUGUCCCCGGAAUACCUCAAGGGCUGGCAAGAAGCGCAAGGGCGUGCCGGAAAGGACGCUUCGUCCCCUGCCCCGGCUGCUCAGAUCCCGGACGAAGUUAUCAACAACCUCAUCCGCACCAAGCACGUCAAUGACGCACUCUUCAACCUGCGCCAACUGCACUUCGGAAUUUUCGACAUGAGCGUCCACGAGCCCGCCAGCCACGCUGCCAUCGAGGCCCUGCCCAUCUCAGCAACCUACAACCGUCUCCGCAAGGAAAUCACCCAAAUGGACGGUCCCGAGGCUAUUGGCGCAGGCGAUGAGUGGGGUCACGGCGAAGCUACAUUCGGCCAUUUGAUCGGUGGUUACGAUGCCGGUUACUACGGUUAUCUGAGCUCUCAAGUCUACUCAACAGAUAUGUUCUACACAAUCUUCAAGGACGACCCUAUGAACAAGUCAGCUGGUCGCCGCUACAGAUACCAAGUCCUCGAGAAGGGCGGUUCGCAGGAUGAAAUGACUACCCUGACGCAGUUCUUGGGCCGUGAGCCGGAGACUACCGCUUUUUAUAAGGAGCUUGGUCUUGCUUAG
Penicillium manginii is the source of this 2412-nucleotide messenger RNA. RefSeq names its product M3 family metallopeptidase. Bases 1 to 2412 code for a protein of 803 amino acids. Gene Ontology annotation, molecular function: metalloendopeptidase activity. Gene Ontology annotation, cellular component: mitochondrial intermembrane space. Gene Ontology annotation, biological process: proteolysis; peptide metabolic process. NCBI's taxonomy places the organism in Eukaryota, Fungi, Ascomycota, Eurotiomycetes, Eurotiales, Aspergillaceae. The transcript has 3 exons. The record is from RefSeq and is a predicted model, not a curated record.